Molecule: messenger RNA, 1400 nt
Organism: Cucumis sativus (cucumber)
Lineage: Eukaryota; Viridiplantae; Streptophyta; Magnoliopsida; Cucurbitales; Cucurbitaceae
Product: protein TIC 22, chloroplastic
Exons: 8
Coding region: 49-882 (277 amino acids)
Biological process (GO): protein transport
Cellular component (GO): chloroplast
Source: RefSeq, a predicted model, not a curated record
CAUAAUAAAAGCGCAUAUCCACGCGAGAAUCGGGGGUUUCUCGUGGCCAUGGAGAUCCCAAAACCCUACCCGCAUUCGAAUCCUCUCAUAUCCGUUUCUUCUUUCAUCCACCAUCACUGUACCAAACUUGGAGCCGAGCUUUCCAAUCGUCUCGAAGACACCAAACGCUUCGCCGGAACUCUCGCCAGAAGAUGGCCGGCCCAGGCGAAUUGGCGAUCAUUUCCUACACCUGCUUUCGCAUCCCUUGCGCGCCACACGCAUGCCUUGGCUGCCACUCUUAGCCCCGACCAAGUGGCGAAGUCCCUCGUCGGCACGGCGGUAUACACUGUUAGCAAUUCAAAUAAUGAGUUUGUGCUCAUUUCUGAUCCCAAUGGUGCCAAGUCAAUUGGGUUGCUGUGCUUUCGCAAGGAAGAUGCCGAGACCUUUUUGGCUCAGGUCCGAUCGAGGAAAAGAGAACUAAGAAGUAAUGCCAAGGUUGUACCUAUUACCCUUGACCAGGUAUAUUUGUUGAAAGUUGAAGGUAUUGCAUUCCGCUUUUUGCCAGAUCCUAUUCAGCUUAAGAAUGCGUUAGAGCUUAAAGCAUCAGAGACUGGAAGCAGUUUUGAUGGAGUUCCUGUUUUUCAGUCUGACCUUCUGAUCGUGAAAAAGAAAAACAAGCGUUAUUGUCCUAUAUACUUUACCAAGGAAGAUAUAGAAAAGGAACUGUUGAAGGUCCCGAAGGCAAGAAGAUUUGGAACUUCUCAACAUAUUAUGGUUGGAAGUUUGGAAGAUGUUCUAAAGAAAAUGGAGUUGAAUGAAAAUAAUUCAGCCUGGGAAGAUCUGAUUUUCAUUCCACCUGGCAAAAGCCACUCCCAACACUUUCAAGAAGUGGGCAAAGCAUGACAGAGGCCUGUGAAUUCAGCCAACAGACUAAAACAAGAAGAAUGAAAGAGCAUGGAUAGAACUGAUUCAGCAAACUGAGGUUAGAAAAAACUGGAAUUCUGUUAUAGUUGGCUUCAUGGGAGAGGAAUAAUGAAAACUAAUGGCCUUUUUCUCCCUCAUUAGACAUCACAACGGAUCUGAUUCAGACAUUAUUUUGUGAGGUUGAAGAAGAUAAUGCCUUCUGUUUUACGUCAAGGAGGUUAGUGAAAACAUUGCGGCUGGAUUUCUCAGAUGUGUUGAGUUUGAUUUUAUUUAUGUAUAGUAUAGUCUUUAUGAUUGACGCCGUUUUCAACUGUAGAUUAGAAUCAAUGUAAUUUUAGCUUCUGAAAUGGUUACUGAUUCCUAAGGCGACUUGUCCCAUUUUGCUCAGCCGUGCGUUGCCUAAGUACUAAAGGGCCGUUAUUUACGUGGGAAGGGAAUCUGACAGUAUUUGAUUUUCACAAUAAAUUAAUGAACCAUCAAAUAUCUUUUUUUUUUUU